UUUUAGGAGGGGGACGAUCCCUGAACACCAAAAAAAACAAAUUUCGAAAUCAAAGUCCCUCCCUUUGUAUCAUCGCAAUAUGGCAUUUCACGUCGCUUGCCCAAUUACAUGCCGGCGAAUCUGUUUCUGUCCGCUAGGGUUUCCUCGAUCCCUCGCCACCGCGAAUUCCAAGGCGAGCUUCCUCGACGAGGUCGUCAAGGUCCAUGACUUUCUCAGCGAUCCCUCCGGAAUUAGGGCUCGCGACGACGGCAGAACUGUCCAGGUGGUUGUUCCUAGAGUCGCGCCGCCGCCGCCUCCGCCGACACUGCCGGUUCCGGCGGUUGUGGUUAAGGACGCGGUGGUGGUCGAGGAUGAGUCCGCGGCUGCGGCCACCGCUCAGGCUAAGCGCGCGGCUCUGCAGCGCAAGGCCGCCGCGGAUAUGGUGGCUGCUGAGGACUUUGCUCGGCGAUUUGAGUCUGGUGAUUUGUCGGACACCUCUAGAGGAGUUGUGGGAGAAGAGCAGGGUCAGUCCAAUGUUAUGUGUCGGAUAUGCUUUUCUGGUGAAAAUGAAGGAAGUGAGAGAGCAAGAAGGAUGCUUCCAUGUAAAACCUGUGGCAAAAAGUACCAUAGGAACUGCUUGAAAACUUGGGCUCAACACAGAGAUUUAUUUCACUGGAGUUCAUGGGCAUGCCCCUCGUGCCGAAUUUGUGAGGUAUGUCGAAGAACAGGAGAUCCAAACAAACUUAUGUUCUGCAAAAGGUGUGAUGGUGCUUACCACUGUUACUGCCAACAUCCUUCACACAAGAAUGUUUCUGCUGGAGUUUAUGUGUGCCCAAAACAUACAAAGUGUCAUAGCUGUGGGUCAAAUGUGCCAGGAAAUGGUUUAAGUGUAAGGUGGUUUUUGGGAUACACUUGCUGUGAUGCAUGUGGUCGAUUAUUUGUCAAGGGGAAUUAUUGCCCAGUUUGCUUGAAGGUUUAUAGAGAUUCAGAAUCAACACCUAUGGUCUGCUGUGAUAUGUGCCAGCGUUGGGUGCAUUGCCAUUGUGAUGGGAUCAGCGAUGAAAAAUAUCAACAAUUUCAGUUAGACGGAAAUCUCCAGUACAAAUGUGCCACAUGUCGCGGAGAGUGCCAUCAGGUCAAGAAUCAUGAGGAUGCUGCAAAAGAGCUUUGGAAAAGAAAAGACGAAGCUGAAAGAGAUUUGAUUACUAGCUUAAAGGCUGCUGCAGGGUUGCCAGCUCAUGAAGAAAUACACUUUAUUCUACCCUAUUCUUCUGAUGAAGAAAGUGUCGCUCCAAAACAAAAGAGUGAAUAUGGACGUUCCUUGAAAUUGUCUCUUAAAGGAUUGGUUGAUAAGUCACCAAAAAAGACCAAGGACAGUGGAAAGAAAUCCUUAAUCAAAAUAUCUGCUAAGAAGAAGGAAUACCAAGAAAUUUCUACUAAUAACGAAGCAAAGAGUGUUCGAGGACAUGUUCCUAAAUAUCUUAGGUUGGACAAGAAUGAUCAGAUGCGGCCCUCCAAAAUUGCAGAAUCAGAAGUAUAUUCUUCACCUCUUGCUGGAAGUGUGAGCAAUACUGAAGAGAUAUACUCUGUCAGUGAGCCAAGUGUAUUGAAGCACAAGUCUGUUGAUGAAGUGAUGUUGAAUGGUGGAGAUAGGACGUCCAAAGUUCGUAUUAAAGGCAGGUCUCAUGGUCUGGAUAUUGCAGAGGACACUGGGAAGCAUGCUGGCAAGUCUAAGCCUGUUAAAGAGAAGAAGCUUGUGAUAAACUUUGGUGCAAAAAAGAUUAAUAUAACUAAAUCUCCAAGUUCUGAUGCUUCAACCCAUCAAAGAGAACAUGCUGCAGUGACCUCUAAUGGUGGUGAAGAUGUGAGCAAGAAGACAACAAGUAUUGUGGCGGACAGUAGACAUGAUGAUUCUGCCAAUAUUGGUGAUGUUAAAGGUUCAAAGGUUGCUGGAAGAGAAGGGAAUAUUAUAAAGUUGGGAAGGGUAAGGUCAGGAGCAGCAGAUCAUAAACCCAAACUUGUGAAAGGUGAUAGGGCUGAGGGAGUUGAUGGCAUUCCUUCGGAGCAGGUGCAUGUUUCAUCUGGAAAAAGCAUUGAAGGAGGCAUGCCUGCAAGUAAGCCUGCAGGGGAGGUCCCCACUAUGAGAAAUAACAAGGUAUAUUCAAGGAAGCACUCAGAAAGCAGGUCUGCUUCUGCUCCUAAGACUGAUGAAUCUGGCCAAACACCGGUUUCACUUUCUUCCUCCAAAGAUCAGAAAGAUCACAACAAGCCAUUGUUGAAGUUUAAGCUUAAGAAACCUAAUGUUGAAAGCCAGAGUUCUCCUCAGCAUGAUGAAGAAAAAAGCUCUGUUAAGGGCCAGCGGUCAAAAAGAAAGAGACCAUCACCGUUUAUGGAGAAACCAUCUUUUAGUGAAAAUGAUGAUAGGGCACCUUCGGUUGAAAAUAAUCUAAUGGAUGAGAUCAUGGAUGCUAAUUGGAUAUUGAAAAAGUUGGGAAAAGAUGCAGUUGGAAAGCGAGUGGAAGUGCAGCAGCUAUCUGACAAUUCAUGGCACAAGGGAGUUGUUAGCGAUGUUGUUGAAGGCACAUCACUGUUAUCUGUGACUUUAGAUGACGGCAAAGUCAAAUCUCUUGAACUUGGAAAGCAAGGGGUUCGGUUUGUAUCCCAAAAGCAGAAGAGGUCAAGAACAUGAGGGGGGAUGUACCAUCUUUUCCAUUUGGAAGCUUCCUUCCCCAUUUUGGUUAGGUAGUCUUCGGCGUUCAUAUCUGACCAAAAAGUCUCCGACAUUCAUAUGUUGUAGCAUUUGCCGUGGUUUGUAAUUUUGCUUAUUCAUCAGUCUUCACAGAGGACAGAGGGGUUUGUUUGUUGGAUGCUCUUAGUAUUCCUUGAAGAGUUGAUUCCAUCCAACCUGGGUUAGCUACACCGCCUACACGGCAGGCUCUCUCUGCGACCCCCUUAUUGUCCGCCUGUAUUUCAAUACUGUAGUCUUAAUGUUAAAAACAUUUCUGUAAUAGGACAGGAAUGGAGACCCUGAAAUCAUAGAAUGCUGUUUUUUAUAUCAGACUUGAUGCAUUACCAUCUGUAGAAAUAAAUAGAAUUGAUUUUGUUCCAAAGCCAA
Molecule: messenger RNA, 3094 nt
Organism: Argentina anserina (silverweed cinquefoil)
Lineage: Eukaryota; Viridiplantae; Streptophyta; Magnoliopsida; Rosales; Rosaceae
Exons: 13
Coding region: 80-2668 (862 amino acids)
Biological process (GO): negative regulation of DNA-templated transcription; positive regulation of transcription by RNA polymerase II
Cellular component (GO): chromatin
Molecular function (GO): zinc ion binding; transcription coregulator activity
Source: RefSeq, a predicted model, not a curated record